AUGAAAAAAAGCCCAUUUUGUUUUCGUUUCUUUGGCACAAGAAGUGUGCAAAAAGUAUCCACCUCUGGUUCGAAGCAAAUCCUUAACAGUGAAUGUCUUCAACAUGUAUUCUUAUUUCUCACCGAUGAUAACCGAGCGCUUCAUUCUUGUUUGUUCAUAAAUAAAUUCUGGAGCAGAAAUGUUAUCCCGGUGUUGUGGAAAUGCCCUUUUCGACGAUGGAAUUUGUCUUCUAAUAAUGAUUAUUUACAAAGCGGCGCUUCAUCACAGAAUUAUCUGCCCUCAAAUCGUUCCUCAUCCCAAAGUCACUUUUCACAAAAUCGUUCCUCAUCCCAAAGUCAUUUUUCACAAAAUCAAACAGUUCAAGAUGAUAAUUCGCCAUCAAGAAGCAUCACAAAACUUUUGUUGGUCUACCUAUUAUGCUUAGAAAAGAAUGAAAGGAAAAUACUGAAGAAUGCGUUGAAAACAGCAAAAGUCAAAUUUCCAAAGCCCAAAUUCCGUUCCACAUACUAUCACUAUGCGACCUAUUUACAAGAUCUUUCUCUGCGGAAUUUGGAACAUGCUGUUAUCAUUUUAUUAAGAUCAUUAAGUAAAAGAAAUAACAAAAAUAAGGGCAAUAAUAUGAAGUUCCAAAUAGAAUUUCUCACUACUACUCUAUUUAAGUUAUUUCUUCGCCAAGCCACUAACCUCCAUACACUAACUAUCGAUAAAUUUCUCGAGUUUACCGAUAUUCCCGGAACAUCUGUAUUCUCUAUACCCGCUUGCUUAUCACGAGUCGAAAAAUUUGAAUUGAUUUUUCACAAAACACCUAACUUUCUCCUGCUACUCCAAACAUUACCUUCUAUCUGCACAAGUAUCAGGAAUCUCAGCAUUACGUUUCCGCCAGCAGCAGAUAUUGGGAAUGAAGCCACGGAUUUGGAAAGCGAUAUAAUGAUAGGGGAUAGUCUGUCAAACAUCAUUAAAUCGCAAAUGAACUUACGAGAAUUUCAUCUCAAGGGUGGAAACUCGGUCAUUGAAAAGCUCUUUUCCUCCUUACAAUGUCAGUUCAAGAGCUUACGUACCUUGGAGUUCAAUUCGGUAAAUCUCUCCGGUGCCAGCUUAAGGUACUUGAGUGCAUGCCAGACCUUGAAAUCGCUGACUCUCUGGAAUUGUCAGGGGUUUUCAAUGAAUGAGGCCAAGAGUCUGGUGAGUUCCAAGUAUCGAUUGCGAGAAUUGCGGUUAUGGUCGUCCCGUAAAUCUCCCGGUGUGACGGCGACAAUAAUUAAGCACGUGGGGAGAACCGUUAAGAAAUUGUGGGUGGAUGUGUUAUCAUUGGAAACUAUUCAUGCUAUUAGUAACUAUUGUCCGAUAGUGACUGAUGUUAGAAUAUUGGAUUAUUUGCCGAAACAACAUCCCUUUCUGGUAAGGUUGUUAAAGGAGACGCGCAUAGAGAGACUAACUAUUUCUAGAGAAAUGAACGUUGGGCCAGGUGUCAUCAACCUUAUAGGGCAAGAUCUCCCGGAAGAACUAAAAUAUUUAAAACUAGAUUGUGGGGUGGACGUGAAACAGUUAGAGGAUUUAUUAUACGGGUGCAAGUGUGAAUUGAAAAUUCUGAUAGUGAAAUAUUUUAAAGUGGAACUAGCGCAUUUAAAAGUAAUCUCGGAAUUUGCGAAGUCACAAAAGAGUUUAAGGGUAAUAGGAGUUGGAGGGAAACAGGAAUAUAGUGAGAAAGAAUUGUUGGAAUUGAAGAUGAUGCGUGAGAAUUAUGGAAUCUUUAUAAUUCCGUUGAGUGAAUUAGAUUUUUGGUAA
This is a messenger RNA of Acaulospora morrowiae, 1785 nucleotides long. Lineage: Eukaryota; Fungi; Glomeromycota; Glomeromycetes; Diversisporales; Acaulosporaceae. The record is from the annotation of a GenBank genome assembly.